AUGUUGCUGUUGCCGACAACAAAUGACGAGGACUGUAACGAGCAUCGUCCUGUUUCACCAAGACAAGCAUUGAGAGUUGCCUUGAAUUUGAAGAAGUUAGUUGACACCAUUACUCCGCAGGCUGUGGCAGCCGAUAAGAUAAAGUCGUUUGAUUUGGAUAUUAAGAAGGAAGAGACUAUACAAGCAGUUUAUGAUGCAGCUGGAGGCGACAUCAAUGACAAUGGAUAUGAGUCUAAGAGACGCUAUCAAGCAUGUUUGGUAUUUUGUCUAUUGAAAGUUUCUGGCUGGUUUGAUUCACUUGCUGAAUCUAGGCUUGAGAGAAGUGAUUUAUACACAUCCCGUUCAUUAGUUGCACAAACAAUUGCCUGCAUUUUAAUUGACCGUGAAAAGGAAGACAAAUACUUGUUUCUUUCCAUGCUCUGCCAUAGGUACUCUAUCAACUUGAAUAAUGAGGAUUCCGAUCCUGAAAAUGCUUUAGAGUUGGCGGUUGAUACACGUUCUCCAAUUGUCGCCACAUCAGGUUACCAGAGGUGUAUCAAGUGGCUUUGGAACGGUUGGAUUGUACAGUCAAGACAUGAUCCUUCUGAGUAUGUUCUUUACAAAGGAAUAGCGAAUACGUCAUUUUGGGCUCAUUUCAAACCCGAUAGGAUUCAAACUCCUUUAUACCAAAACGCCCUAGAGAUUUUUGUUGCAAUCGUUUUUCUCAUAAUUUAUACAAUUGUAACAAAUAGAGAUGCUGCUGCAAAUAAGUUGAACAUUCCUGAAAUUCUGCUAUUCUUCUUCACAUUUGGCUUCCUCGCUGAUGAAAUCCAAAAGCUAUAUCACAUUGGUUCUGCCUACUUGCAGCUUGGUAGCACAUUCAAUGAUAUCCUAUAUACCAUCAUUUUUAUUUCAUUUGGAUUUAGAUUUGCGGCAGUGACUACGACAGUACCAGGGCAUGACCAAUUGUAUGAUACAACAUCACAUAGAUUUCUUGCCGUUGCAGCACCAUUUAUGUGGAUACGAAUGCUAUUCUUUUGUGAUAUUUAUCAUUUCUUUGGGGUAAUGAUUGUUGUCGUCAAUACAAUGAUGAAGGAAUCAAUUAUCUUUUUUUUUAUGCUCUCAGUGGUGAUAAUUGGAUUUUUGCAAGCAUUUAUUGGACUUGAUCAAGCAGAUGGCAAAAGGGACUUGACCUAUUUUAUUAUCACAAACAUGUUGAAUACGGUUCUAAGUGGUCCUGAUUUUAGCGCUAUUGAAAGGUUUGCAUAUCCUUAUGGAAGUGUAUUGUAUUAUAUCUACAAUUUUUUGGUUACAGUUAUUUUAUUGAAUAUCUUGAUUGCUUUGUUUUCUUCUGCAUAUUCAGAUGUCAUUAGUAACGCUAAUAAUGAGUAUUUAUUCCAAUAUUCAUCGAGAGUACUUAAAUAUAUCAGAGCUCCUGAUGCAAAAAUAUUUUUACCCCCUUUCAAUCUAAUUGAGAUAUUUUUAUUGGAUAUUCCUUUUGCUUGGUGGAUGAAUGAGAGGCAAUUCAAUAGUAUGUGCAACAAUAUUCUGUUUCUCAUAUAUUCUCCUGUUUUACUGAUAACCUCUAAUUAUGAGGUUAGGGAAAGCAAAAGAGUUUCUUACAACAGGUCAUUCAAUCAUGCUGACGAUGCCAACGAAGAGGACCAGGAGUGGCUAUUGACGGAUGGUUAUGAUGAGACGAUCGAUGACGCUGAUAACAGGCAUCAAAUUGAACGUAAUAUUGAUCUACAAAUGGAGGCUGAGAACGCAGAGCCAGGGUUUGUAAAGGGAUUUCCAGAUUGGAAUAGGAAAUUAAAGACCUUGGCCCCUCCUAUGAAGGAAGCUGGCGAUCAAGGUGUUAGUCCCGAAGCUUUCAAAAUCUUAAGUUACAUUGAUGUCUUGUCUCAAAAAGUAGAUACAUUGAUUGAAAAUAACAAAUCUCUCCAGAGAGAACUAGACUCACACAAGUCCAAAGCUAAAUAG
This is a messenger RNA of Pichia kudriavzevii, 1962 nucleotides long. RefSeq lists its product as uncharacterized. Bases 1 to 1962 code for a protein of 653 amino acids. The record is from RefSeq and is a predicted model, not a curated record. The transcript has a single exon. NCBI's taxonomy places the organism in Eukaryota, Fungi, Ascomycota, Pichiomycetes, Pichiales, Pichiaceae.